CUCAGGCAUACCAGGCCGCCCAGGAGUUAUUGGUUUUACAGGAGAUAGAGGUGAACCUGGCCUCACUGGAGAUAAAGGAUUACCGGGAAUCGGAUUCAAUAUAACUGAGUAUCUAAUAAAUAACAAUUUCAUAUGAAAGGUCCACCUGGGUACGAUGGACUUCCAGGCCGAAGAGGAUUGGCGGGAUUGCCAGGACUCGAUGGAUUUCCGGGACCGAAAGGAGACAAAGGUUUUCGCGGUGAUGAUUGUGGUUUCUGCCCACCCGGAUAUCCAGGAGACAAAGGAGAGCGAGGAGUAUCAGGUCGACCUGGGUUUAUUGGACCUGCAGGUAUUCGAGGACGAACUGGACCACGAGGUUUGAAAGGAUUCCAGGGUAAACCUGGGCAACAAGGACCGCCAGGACUAAGAGGACCGCCUGGUGCUAAUGGUGAAGCUGGACGAGAUGGACCGAAAGGACAAAAAGGUUAGAUGAAUAAUACUGUUUACUUAGAACUCCUAAUUCAUU
Molecule: messenger RNA, 505 nt
Organism: Sitodiplosis mosellana (orange wheat blossom midge)
Lineage: Eukaryota; Metazoa; Arthropoda; Insecta; Diptera; Cecidomyiidae
Product: collagen alpha-1(IV) chain-like
Exons: 5
Coding region: 133-468 (111 amino acids)
Source: RefSeq, a predicted model, not a curated record